Molecule: messenger RNA, 4631 nt
Organism: Cylas formicarius (sweet potato weevil)
Lineage: Eukaryota; Metazoa; Arthropoda; Insecta; Coleoptera; Brentidae
Product: late secretory pathway protein AVL9 homolog
Exons: 9
Coding region: 65-2023 (652 amino acids)
Cellular component (GO): cytoplasm
Source: RefSeq, a predicted model, not a curated record
CUAUUCAUUAUCUAUGACUUAUUUGUGUACAUGUCAUAAAUAAAAAAUAACCAAAAUUUUGGAAAUGGAUGAAUCAAAGGGGCCGAUCUUGUACGUCUUAGUAAUAGGAUUUCAUCACAAGAAGGGCUGUCAAGUGGAAUAUUCUUUUCCCCCUCUUGUCCCUGGAGCACCAAAUGAGUGCCCGUCCGGUUGGAAAUACUUGCCUACGUUAGCCUUGCCCGAUGGAUCUCAUAAUUAUCAAGAAGAUACAGUAUUUUUUCAUUUGCCUAGCUUAACAAAUCCUAAACAAACAGUUUAUGGAAUUUCAUGUUUUCGUCAAAUACCCAGUGAGAAAAUUAAAAAUCGUACCUCGGAUAUAACUAGAGGUACUGUACAAAAGUCAGUUUGUGUCCUCAGCAAAAUACCUCUAUAUGGACAAAUUCAAGUAAAAAUGUCUCUGAUUACCCAUGCUUAUUUUGAUGAAGGAGAUUUUAGUAAAGUCUCAAUUUUGGAGGAUACAUACCAACACUUGAAUGCUGUACUAACGCAAAAUGAUACUGGUCAACAACUAUUUGUAGGAUUAUCUGCUAGAGAUUUUGUGUUACAAUGGAAACACAAGGCUGUCCUGUUAUUUAAGUUGCUGCUCUUAGAGAAAAGAGUGAUUUUUUUUAAGUCACCCGUGCUUCCUCUUUGUACAACCAUUUUAACAUUGGUUUCAUUAUUUCCUGAAUUAAUUGAUAAGGGACUUCAUCAAUCAGCAUGCAUAAGGUUGUCUAGACCAAUGUCCCCUAUGCCGGAAUUUUCAGAUGAAGAAACGCCAGUUACUACUCCUACACAUGAAAAAUCUUGUUUCAAUGAUGAUUCUAAUAAAAAAAUUAUCACAGAUGAUAAUUUAACUUCCGAAUCAAGUGCAUAUGAAAAUCAUACAAAUAGUCAUAACAUUGAAAAUGCAAUCGAAAUAACUGAAACAACUACCUUGGACAAAGAUGAGAAUGAAACUAAUGGCGUCUGUACUGUGGGAGACAAAAAUAACAGCCUUAGAAGAGAUGGAAGCUCUGAUACAAUUACAGAAAACAUACAUAAUCUGGCAUAUUUAGCCCAAACCAACACUCAGUCCUGUGGUUUUCCCCUGCCUAUAUUCACCAAAGGCUCAUUGUGCCUGCCAUAUUUAUCACUGCCAUAUUUAGAUUUACUGACAGAUAUGAAUGUUAGAAGUUACAUUGUGGGAGCAACUAAUGUUUUAUUCAAGCAAAAACAUCAACUUUACGACAUCCUGGUAGAUAUAGACAGUAAUAGAAUAGAAUGUCAAGAUUUUAACUUGAGAAAGUGUCUACAUUUAACGACUGAAGAUUUGAGGUUUGCCGAUUAUAUAGUGAAACAUGUAACUGAAGAGAAACAUGACGUGUUUCUCGAUGGAGUAGGAUGGGAGGGAGGUGAUGAGUGGAUUAGGGCUCAAUUUAAAAUUUAUCUAUUGUGCCUUCUACGGACUUCUCUAUUACAAGAUUCCUUAAGGGAACUGGAACAUUUUAAUUCCUGCUUUGUAACAGCUUGGAGAGAAACUCACAACUAUAAAAUAUGGUUCAGUGGGAUCAAUCCUGGCAUUUUGAAUUUUGGAGUUGGCCAUCCAUUUGCUGGACAGUUGUCUGUAGCAGAUAUGAAACUUCGAUUUUCACACACCAUGCAGAGUACAGAAAGUGGUAGAAAAAUUAACCAAGCAAUGUCUUCGACAGGUAGAGCAGUAGUAACAACAGGAAAAGCUGUAGGCGGUGCAAUUUCUCAAGCAAAAGGUGCAUUCUCGAGCUGGUGGAACAAUUUACUGAUUAAUCCUGAUAAUUCUCUUGCCAAACAGGGUGAAGAUUCUGAAGAACUUGCAAAUCAAGAUGUAAACAAUACUGAACAUAAAAUGGACACAAACCUGAGAGAGUCAGAUAAUUUUGUCAUUCCUACCAAUAGUAUUAAUGGUAAUUUAGGGACUGAUAGUUGUAACAGCAUAGAAUAUGUUGCGAAAGAGAUACACCAACCUGGCGAAAUACAUACAGUUUAGUCCUUAUGCUUGCAAUUGCAACCCUCAGUAAACAUAAUUUGGUAACUUUUAGAUAGAAAAGUGCAUUAUAAUGCUUCAUUUGGUGAAUGUUAAUGAAUACUAAAGCUUGUUUGCUAAAUAUACAGCAAAAAAAGGUCCUUAUGUUAAAAUAAAAACAUAACAUGUUAGAGCAAAUAUGCAAAAAUAGUAAGAAAAAAAUAAAAAUAAAAAAUCACACUUCCAUUAAUUCAUUCAUGCGUUUGCUCAUAACAAACAGCAGUACAAAAAUGUUUUAUCUAUAUUUUUUAUAAUAUAAUAUUUAUUUCACCGAAUAUACAUGAGUGAUCUUUUGAACACAUAUGUACAUUUUUUUGCCGAAUGUUUAGUAAACAAUAGUAUAGAAGAGAUUACUGUUCUCAUUUUCAUUUUCUGAGAAUGCCUAAAUCAAAAUGAAAAUCCAAAUGCUAAAUAUAACUUUUCUAUUUAAUGAUGCUAAUAUUACAUAGCAACCUGUAGGGUUCUAUUUCCCAUUUGUACAUGCAAUAUGUAACUGCAGUUUGCUAAAGCAACCACUUGGAUUUCAUUGACACUAUUUUUAUUUUGUGUUUCUUCCAGAAUACACUGUUGAAACACUUUUGUUAUCCACUUUAAAAAUACCUGGUGCUAUGUAGGUAGCCAAAUUUUUCAAAAUUUUCAUGAUAAAGAUUAUAUAUUAUUAUUUAUCAUUUGUCGAUUAAAAUUAAAUAAUUUUUAUUUUUUUACAAAAAUCAAACAAAAUAGCAAUAAAACGGUUAAGUGGCAUUAAUGAUGUGAACUUAAUUAAGAACAAAUUUUUAUUUAAAAAAAAGUCUUGCAAAAAUUUGACGCAAUGUAUAUUGGAAAUUAGCAAAUACAAGUAUUUACAUAAAGUUUUCCUCUUAAAAUCACAUAAACAAUCACCUCAUGAAGUUCGGCCACCUACAACACCCAGCAUGUGAUUAUUGUCACCUGAAGCCUUGCCAGUUAUUUAAAAUGUGUUGCAUAAUUUUCCAGGGUGGACGUUCUUAAAAUUUAGAUUUAGUUCGGUGGUUUGGAGCCGGAAGAGGGUGUUUAAGAAUAGACGCACAAAUUUUGUAUAAAAAUGUUUGAUGUUACCAAUUAAUUUGUAUAGUACAAAAAUACCCUGCAUAAAAAGAGCUAUCAAACUAGACCCGCAUUAAUAUUUUUUCUCAACAACUCUCGAUUUUCAGUAUUUAAUGAAUAUGAUCUUGAAUAUUUUUUCCAAAGAGUUAGGAACGAAAUAGCAAUGUCUUAUUGUAUUGUGUGAUUGUUCUUGGUCCAACCACCAUAAGCAACAAUGAAAUUGAUUGAUAAAAAUAAUUAUAUUUAAAACUAUACUGUACCAGAUAUUUGGUUAUAAUUUAAUACUUCUCUUUAUUAUAAGUUAUUUCAAAAAAUCUUAAACACGAUAAUGGUAGAUGUUCAGUAAAAUUAAGGAAAUGUACAGACUGUUAAAUUAAUUUUUUGCUAGAAACAACUAUGUGCAGUGCAUGUUUGAUAAACUAAAAAUCAAUCAAAAGCAUGCCAAGAAAGUCGAAUGGACUGAUAUGAAAUCGUCCAAAAUCAUAAUUGGCAAGAUAUCAAAAAAUAAACGAAAAUAAAAAUUACUUAACAUUUCCUUUUAAGCAGUCUCAAUAGUUUUGGUAUCUUUUGGUUAGUUUUGGUUUUUCGUUGCCAAUCGCUAUAAUAUAAUAUAUAUAAGUUUCAGAGAUAUCAAAUAAAUUAUUAUUGUAUUUACAGUUUAAAAUUGUAACCGCAAUUAUUAAUUAUUAUUUAAAAAAACUCUAACAUAGCGCCAUCAACUUUAUGGUAUUUUAAUGAGUAAAGUUGUAUUUGUUUAGAAAAAUAACGUAACCAAAACUGCUCAAUGGUGAAAUUUACAGUUUUGAGAUAUGUCUUUUAGCAUGCAAGGCAAAAAUAUUGUAUAUGGUUGUUUUUGAAAUAUUUCUGGUGGUCCAGGACACUGCCUACCAAUUUUGUAUUUACCGUAGGUGGGGUGCCAAAUUAUAACCAAAUCUCUCUACAUAUAUACAACUUACUUUACAAUGAUCAAAAGAGCAGGUUAAAUUUUGUUAGGGGAAAUUUCUUUAGUCAACUUACAUUACUUCCUUGAUGUGCUAAUGUAAUUUUAAUAAUUUGAGCAUAUAAAAAGGGCACUUUAUUGAACACUAUUUUGCCUUUUGUAGAUUUUGUAUAAACUUUGUUAUAUAUUUGUUAUUAUUUAUUUAUUUAUAUUUUUAAGAUUUUAUAUUUUUUUGUUUAUAUUUUGUACUUAUUCUUCUGGGUGGGACAUUUCAUAAUAAAAAUAAAAAUAUAUUGGAAAAUUACCUUUAUAUUAUGAAACAUAUUGAAUUUCCUAUACUAGUUUAAGUGAACUAAAUGAUAAUGUACUAAUUUUAUGGAAAUUUGGAUAUUGUAUAUGUAUAAUGUUCUUAAAUGGUUAAGGUUAAGGUUCAUGUUUAAAAACAGAUCGUCCGAUCCAUUUAAGAAUUUUAUCUUCACACCAUUACUAGAAGAAAAAAGUAGGCAAAACUUCUCAACUGUUACGCAAAUAUUUAUUGUAUAGUAUUUGUUAUUAAAAAUAAAUUUG